AUGGGCAAGGUUAUCUUCUAUGAGGACAGGAACUUCAUGGGGCGCUCCUAUGAGUGCACCGGUGAUUGUUCCGAUAUGCACUCUUACAUGAGCCGCUGCCACUCCUGCAGGGUGGAGAGCGGCUGCUGGAUGGUCUACGACCGCACCAACUUCAUGGGAAACCAGUAUUUCAUGAGGAGGGGCGAGUACGCUGACUACAUGAGCAUGUGGGGCUGGGGCAACAACUGCAUCAGGUCCUGCCGCAUGAUCCCCAUGCACAGAGGAUCCUACAGAAUGAGGAUCUACGAGAGGGACAACUUCAUGGGUCAGAUGUAUGAGAUGUCGGACGACUGCGAUUCCUUCAUGGAUCGUUACCACUGGUCCAACGGCUGCAUGUCCUGCCAUGUGAUGGACGGCCACUGGCUCAUGUACGAGUAUCCCCACUACAGAGGCAGGAUGUGGUACUUCAGGCCUGGAGAGUACAGGAACUUCAGAGACUAUGGUGGCAUGAGGUUCAUGAGCAUGAGGCGCAUCAUGGAUUCCUGGUAUUAAAAGCAAUCAGGUUUAUUGUUGUAGCCUUUGCAAA
Messenger RNA from Ictalurus furcatus (blue catfish), 565 nucleotides. RefSeq names its product gamma-crystallin M2-like. The transcript has 3 exons. Bases 1 to 531 code for a protein of 176 amino acids. Gene Ontology annotation, biological process: lens development in camera-type eye; visual perception. NCBI's taxonomy places the organism in Eukaryota, Metazoa, Chordata, Actinopteri, Siluriformes, Ictaluridae. Gene Ontology annotation, molecular function: structural constituent of eye lens. The record is from RefSeq and is a predicted model, not a curated record.